AUGAGUCCGCGUGAAGCUGUCAUGCCCGCAUGUACUUUGGUUGCACUGCUCUUCUCUUCGUCUCUGUUCCAGCUGUCGCGCGGCGGAGUCCAGCAGGCAGGAAUUCCUGCAACGGCGCGGUUUUUGAAAGCAGAUGUUCCCUUUGGCGACCUCGGGGACUCGAUCAGCCAGGGUCAACGGCAAGGUUUUGCGGUGAAUCCGGACAGCUUGACGCAGGUCCAGCUGAACGUUUUUCCAAUCCCGCCCAGCUCGACACUGCAAACCGACGGCGUCGAGGUUGUGGAUAUCGCUGAUUUUCUAAAGGAAAAUGGCGUUCGCCCAGAAAGUGCCUCCGUGGCCAAGCAUGAGACCCGCAUGGCGGUAGGCCAAGCAAUGCUCAGCUUCCUCGAGACAAGGUUCGGCAGAGAAAUCAUCCACCUCGCCGACACCUCGCGCGUCUCUGGUGGAGCCGUCUACGGCGAAGCCACCGUGCGAGACACCGGGAGCUCCACGUUGCGUAAUGCGCACCAUGUGGUUCACGUGGAUAAGCUGUGGAGUGGUAUCGCCCGGCUUACGGAGACCUCGACAAUGGAGGAAGCGAUCAGGGCAACGGUCCAUGCGCACUGGCCCUUCUCACAGCAAGACUUCGUGGAAAGGGGCUACGGCUUUGAGGACUAUGUGAGGAUUGUGCAUGCACAAGAUCCAGGUGUCGUGAACCUGUGGGUCUCGUUGACUCCAGGUAUCCUCAAGCAGCAUCCCUGUGUCUUUCUGCUAAACGGCAAGAACGGUCAGAAUGCCUCGUCACCUCCCGAUGUAAGCAUGGUAACCACAAUGCACACCCACAUCAAGAACUUCAACGAUACGAUUACCGUGCUGCGAUCGAGCGUGGCGGACUCCGAAGAUGCCUUGUGGGGCAUGGCACCGAACAUGAGCUUCGGACAGGCGCUGUUGUGGUACUCAGAUCGAACUCCUCAUGGCGCAGUGUGGCUAAACGACGAACCCGACGUUGAACGCAUCUCAGCAGAGAUACGAGUGCUCGUCACGGAUCGGCCGCCUGCUGGAGGCGUGGACUCUACUCCAGAGCAUGUGACGACAGGAGCGAUGGAGACGGUGGGGUACCUAUGA
Messenger RNA from Symbiodinium sp. CCMP2456, 1104 nucleotides. NCBI's taxonomy places the organism in Eukaryota, Dinophyceae, Suessiales, Symbiodiniaceae. The record is from the annotation of a GenBank genome assembly.